Rhinocladiella mackenziei CBS 650.93 is the source of this 1290-nucleotide messenger RNA. Its product is annotated as ferrochelatase. The record is from RefSeq and is a predicted model, not a curated record. The coding region runs from base 1 to 1290 and encodes 429 amino acids. Gene Ontology annotation, biological process: heme biosynthetic process. Gene Ontology annotation, molecular function: protoporphyrin ferrochelatase activity. Lineage: Eukaryota; Fungi; Ascomycota; Eurotiomycetes; Chaetothyriales; Herpotrichiellaceae. The transcript has a single exon.
AUGUCGGUGCGCAGCUCGGCAUCCCAGCUCUCUCGUCAAUUGGCGAGCCGCUCGAUUGCACGGUCAGCGAAUAACUCAAUACCUCCGUAUGGGAUCCAGAAAUCUUGCAUGGCCACUGUGGCCCCCUCGGCGACGCAGAAUUCAAUGGGACGUAAAGGCCCUACAGCAAUGGUUUUCAUGAACAUGGGUGGACCGUCUACAACAGAUGAGGUGGGAGACUUUCUGAGCAGAUUGUUUGCGGACGGCGAUCUGAUUCCCUUGGGACGGCUCCAAUCAUAUCUGGGACCCCUAAUAUCCGCCCGAAGAACCCCCAAGAUCCAGAGGCAAUACGCAGAGAUAGGAGGAGGCUCACCGAUUCGAAAGUGGUCCGAGUAUCAAUGUAGCGAAAUGUGCAAGAUUCUAGACAAAUUGUCACCCGAGACUGCGCCCCAUCGACCAUAUGUCGCCUUUCGAUAUGCGAAUCCCUUAACUGAACACAUGUACGAGCAACUUUUGAAGGAUGGGUUUGGAGGUGGCAAAGGUGGUCGAGCAGUGGCAUUCACACAAUAUCCACAAUACAGCUGUUCCACGACGGGGAGCUCUCUCAAUGAGUUAUGGAAAUGGCGAAACAGAUUGGAGGGCACGAGAGCGACAGGCGAACCACAACCACCAGGCACCAUCACUUGGAGUGUCAUUGAUCGUUGGCCCACACAUCCUGGCCUGGUCGAAGCAUUCGCGAGAAACAUCGAGACCAAACUGGCCGAAUACCCCGAAGAACGGAGGAAAGAUGUGGUGCUGCUAUUCUCAGCCCACAGCCUCCCGAUGAGUGUGGUGAAUAGAGGUGAUCCCUACCCUGCCGAAGUGGCUGCAACGGUCCAUGCCGUCAUGAAUCGACUGAAAUUCUCCAACCCAUACCGACUUUGCUGGCAAUCUCAAGUGGGACCUUCUGCAUGGUUAGGAGCACAGACAAGUGACACGGUCAAGGAGUAUGUGGCCCGAGGACAGACGGAUUUGAUUCUGGUGCCCAUUGCCUUCACGAGCGACCAUAUUGAAACUCUAUAUGAGUUGGACAAGGAGGUCCUACAUGAAGAUGCCAAAGGACACCCCGGAGUAAAACGAGCAGAAAGCCUGAAUGGGAAUCCCAUUUUCAUUGAGGCGCUGGCAAAUAUUGCCCAUGCACACCUGCAGAGCGGCGAAAGUUGUUCUAGGCAGAUGGGUUUGAGGUGUCAGGGAUGCAAGAGCGAGAGAUGUUUGGAGCAGAAGAAAUUCUUUGCCGGAGAACUCGCGAAUGUACUCCCAACUGUCAGAUAG